Molecule: messenger RNA, 675 nt
Organism: Chara braunii
Lineage: Eukaryota; Viridiplantae; Streptophyta; Charophyceae; Charales; Characeae
Source: the annotation of a GenBank genome assembly
AAGUGCGCCCUCACCGAAUCCCCCUCUAUAGGGAGGACGCAUUUGCCACGUGGAGUACUUGCCCCAUCAUCUAGUCCCACGUGGCAAGUGCGGGGGUGGCGACGCCGAGGUGGCGAUGGGAGCGGGAUGGCAACGCCCAGGUGGCGACGCCAUGUGGCGUACUUGCCACGUGGCGAUGGGAGAGGGAUAGCAACGCCGAGAUGGCAACACCGAGGUGGCGACGCCACGUGGCGAUGGGAGCGGGAUGGCAACGCCGAGGUGGCGAUGGGAUCGGGAUCGGGAGCGGGAAGUGAAGGUGGCCACGGGCGCGGGAUCGGGAUCAGAAAGCGGAGGUGGCGAUGGGUACCACACUUUGCACGUGCCAAACAUCGCACGUGGUGCACGUGCCACGUGGCACACUUUCCGCAUCGCCAUGUGGCGUACUUGCCCCAUCAUCUAGUCCCACGUGGCAACUACGGAGGUGGCGACGCCGAGGUGGCGACGGGAGCAGGAUGGCGACGCCGAGAUGGCGACGCCAUGCUUGCCUCAUCAUCCAGUCCCACGGGCAAGUGCGAAGGUGGCGACGCCGAGGUGGCGACGGGAGCGGCAAGUACACCACGUGGCAAGUGCGGCCUCACCAUAUAGUCCCACGUGGCAAGUGCUAAGGUGGCGACGGGAGCGGCAAGUACGCCACGU